AUGGGCUCGUCCACUGUCAACGGUUUCAAAAACUACAAUACUUUGCCUCCCAAGCAGCUACUCGCCGAUAUGGUAGACGGUCUGGCAAUCUCAAAGCCCCAUGCUGCUUAUGCAUUUGUCCCCAUUGCGCUCAAUGGCUACAAUGAAGGCUACCAAAAGGUUUCAUAUAGGCACUUUGCCAACAUGGUCAACGGCUUAGCCUGGUGGUUGACGGCGCAAAUUGGGAAGAGCUCGUCUUUGCAGGCGCUAACUUACGUCGGACCCAACGACUUGCGUCAAAAUGCCAUGAUCAUUGCGUGCUCGAAAGCCGGCUACAAGCGGAUUAAGCUUCUUCUUGUCUCGCCUAGGAGUCAAUGCAGUGCCUUGAAGUCGCUGCUCGAGACAGUCGACUGCAAGGCAGUCCUAGCGGCUGAUCCGAGCUCUGCCUUCGCGAGAACAUUUCAACAAGUUGGAGAUCUUCCUACAUUCCAAGUUCCAACUCUUGAAAACCUUAUGGUUGAGGAGUUCCCGCAUUAUCUAGUAUCAAAAACGUUCCAGGAAUCAAAGCACGAGGCAUUACUUGUACUGCAUACGUCCGGGACAACCGCUACACCCAAACCAAUCACCUACACCCAUGAGUGGGCUGCGGCAUACAUGGAUGCUCUCACAUUUGAGCCAUCGCCAACUGUUGAAGCUUCCUGGGAGUUCAAGGAUGACCAUCUGCGAGGCACCCGGCUGCUAGUUAUGAUGCCACCUUUCCAUGCUGCAAAUAUCUUUUGCACAUCUUUCCUUGCAGUAGCCUGCGAAACCACCAUCAUUCUCCCUCCUGCCAACUUUCCAUGUACGGUCGAAGCUUUCAUUGGUGCAAUUCAGAGCACACAGGUUGAUACUGCCUUUAUACCGCCACAUUUGAUUAGCCAUAUUGCCUUGAACCCAGAGUAUCUCGACAUAGUCGAGAAGAGACUGGGGACAAUCAUAUCGGGUGGUGGCAAGAUCGUUGAAUCUCACGGCGAUGCUGUUGCUUCCAAAGUACAUACAAUCACACUCUAUGGCGCAACCGAGGUGGGUAGCGUUCCUGACUACUCGCCUACUCGCAACCUUGUGAACCCUAUGUGGGCAUAUAUACAUCCACACGAGGAUGCAAGGUGGGAAUUUCGUCGCCAGCAUGGUACCGACAACACAGAGCUCCACGAAGCUUGGAUCACUAAGGGCUCUGAUCCCGCGAAAGAGCCGCCCAUCUUUAAAGUUUUCCCCGACCAAGAAGAAUAUUGCACCAGAGAUCUCUAUGUUGAGCAUCCUGAACUGAAAGGCUUCUGGAAGUGGCGCGGGCGACUUGAUGACACAAUUUGUCUGUCUACCGGGGCCAACCUAAGCCCAAUCCUGAUGGAAGAUGGUCUUUCACGAAUUCCUCAACUUCAAGCGGCCCUCAUGAUUGGAACUGGCUACCGUGGAUCUGCUCUCCUCAUCGAGAAGAGAACACCUUGCGAGACAACCGACCUGAAAGAGCAGUUGGUCGCUGAGAUCUGGCCAUAUGUGGAGGACUUGAAUCAGCACUACUUUGAGGAUCAUAGGAUCACUGCUGAUCGCAUUAUCGUCAUCGAUGUCAAGAAACCGAUGGUCCGAUCCUUGAAGGGUACGAUUCAACGCAAUGCCACCGUAGCACUGUAUAAGGAAGAACUUAUGAGUCUUUUCAGAGAUACUGCAUAA
Messenger RNA from Clonostachys byssicola, 1686 nucleotides. NCBI's taxonomy places the organism in Eukaryota, Fungi, Ascomycota, Sordariomycetes, Hypocreales, Bionectriaceae. The record is from the annotation of a GenBank genome assembly.